This is a messenger RNA of Cotesia glomerata, 738 nucleotides long. RefSeq names its product probable serine/threonine-protein kinase DDB_G0286465. NCBI's taxonomy places the organism in Eukaryota, Metazoa, Arthropoda, Insecta, Hymenoptera, Braconidae. Bases 67 to 648 code for a protein of 193 amino acids. The record is from RefSeq and is a predicted model, not a curated record. The transcript has 2 exons.
GAACAAACGAGAUCGUCCCAACAUGAGUCUGACAAUGAAUUUGAGAUUGAAAUAUUUGACAGUGGAAUGUCUCAAAAAACACUUGAAAGAAUGCCUGAAACAACACCUGAAAGAACGCCUGAAAGAACGCCUGAAAGAACGCCUGAGAGAACACCUGAAAGAACGCCUGAAAGAACACUUGAAAGAACGCCAGAAAGAACACCUGAAAAAAGUCCUGGAGGAACACCUGCAAAAACUCCUGAGGGAACACCUAAAAGAACAUUAUCAGAUUCAGUUACUCAUUCACCAAGAACUUCAAACUUAUCACCUCGAACCAUCAAAAAAAUGAAGGCAAACAUUAUUUUUCAAAAACUUACUGAACUCUCUGAAAAUGUAGAAAACAUGUCUGCCCGCCUGAGUAAGGUAGAGUCAAAUAUAGCUGAAAAUAACAACUGCAAUAACAGCAACAAUAAUAAUAAUAAUAAUAACAAUAAUAAUAAUAGCAAUACUAAUCAACGUAAUGUUUGUAAUGAUAAUGAAGAUUUUAAUUUGAUACCAGAUGCAAAUCGACAGGUAGAAAUAAUUCCUGGAGUCAAUAAUUCAUGGACUACACUGCAUGUGUCAAUGCGUGCAAUGCAACUCGAAUGUCAACACGAGCCAGAAGAAUAAUUUUAAAUUUAUGGCCGGUAGAGCGUCGUCGUAAACUUAUUCUUCGCGCUAAUGUAAAAAGACCUGAUUGGGAGAUAGUAAAAGACAAGG